Monodelphis domestica (gray short-tailed opossum) is the source of this 3107-nucleotide messenger RNA. RefSeq names its product NK2 homeobox 2 (gene NKX2-2). Gene Ontology annotation, cellular component: nucleus. Lineage: Eukaryota; Metazoa; Chordata; Mammalia; Didelphimorphia; Didelphidae. The record is from RefSeq and is a predicted model, not a curated record. Gene Ontology annotation, molecular function: RNA polymerase II cis-regulatory region sequence-specific DNA binding; DNA-binding transcription factor activity, RNA polymerase II-specific. Gene Ontology annotation, biological process: regulation of transcription by RNA polymerase II; cell differentiation.
ACCUAAUCCUGGGAUUGGGGAGGAGCGGAGCAGCCCGCUUCUCCAGGGUCCUCUUCCUCCCUUUCCUCCCACUCUUCCCCUCACUCCCAAUCCCACCCCCCAACCAGGUGAGGCUCCCGCUCCAGAGCUGUACUUCCUUUAACCCUCUGACUUCCAGGACGGAGUUUGGGGUUGAUAGAAAGACUACAGAGAGGGUCCGGGUGGGGGUGGGUUGGGGGCAGGAGGUGGACGAGGGACAAACUAGGAAAGGCGGGCGAAACGAAAUCAAUUAGGUGUUGGAGGUGGAGUACUGACCCUGCUGGGGUCAGGCGAGGUGUGGGGACAGCUAAGGGAGAUAAGAUUCGGGCGUCUCUGUCUCUCAACAGAGGUGAGGGUUUGAGAUCCCAACAGCCACAUAGCCCCCCCCCCCCCCCCGCCCCAGUCAAUCGCCCCACCCCCAGCCCAUUUUCUUUCUCGUCUUCCCUGCUUCAGCUGCAAAGGGAGGGGACCUCUGUGCGGAGCUCCCUGGGCGGCUAUUGGCAGCGAAGGGAGAGCCGGGACAGAGCUGGGGCAGGGAAGCCUGCUGGGGGCGGAACGGGCGGUGCCCGAAGGGCCCAGCCGGCGCAGGAGCAAUCCCAGCCUCCCGCCUCCUGGUACCCAAGGAGCGGGCCCCGAGUGGAGGGAAGCAGCUCCAGCUGGCCCAGACCCGGGAGACCUCCGUCGGCGCCAAAUCUCCCAGUCAGUUCCUCUUCCCUCCCUGACCCUCCAACCCUCCAUCCCCCCCCCCCACACACACACACCAUACACACCACACACGCAAACAUACACCCUCUUCAUCCCAGAUCCAGCAGGAACCGUGAGGAGUUCUGUCUUUCACUCUCCGGAAGCAGCAGGUUCAUGUGUGGAGACCAGCCUUAUAUGGACUGAUCACUUCAGCUAUGGCUUAUUUUUUUCUUGCCACCAGACACCGCACACUGUGCUGCAGCCGGAGCCAGAAGUAACCGCACUUUGGCAUCGUUCCUGGAGUUACAAACUGUUACUCAGACCAACAGCCCGCGGGACUCCGGGCUUCUACUGCACGAAUAUCUGAGUCCUUUCAAAGAAAAUAGUGAUUUUUACCCCCCUCCAUUUCCCCACGGUUAUAUAUAUAUAUAUAUAUAUAUUUUUUUUUAAUAAAAUCCAAUACCCCUCCCCCAUAUACCCCUUCCCCUUUCCCAUCCCCCACUCACCCCCGCCCCUGUGAGUGUGUGAGUGUGUGUUCCCGAAGAACUGCGGAUUGACAAACUGGUGUUGCAACUUUCCUGCAUAAAUUGCGUGGCCCAGACCAUGUCGCUGACCAACACAAAGACGGGCUUUUCGGUCAAGGAUAUUUUAGACCUGCCUGACACCAACGAUGAGGACGGAUCCGUGGCAGAGGGGGCAGAGGAAGAGAGCGAGGGAUCGGAGCCCACCAAGAGAACCGGGGUGCUGGGACCGAGCGCCCUGGAAGCAGUUCAGACCUUGCCCCUGAAAAAUCCUUUCUACGACAACAGCGACAACCCCUACACUCGCUGGCUGGCCAGUACCGAGAGCAUCCAGUAUUCCUUGCACGGGCUGGCGGCUGGGGCGCCCCCGCAGGACUCCAGCGCAAAAUCUCCGGAGCCCUCGGCCGACGAGUCGCCGGACAACGACAAGGAGACCCCAGGCAGCGGGGGGGAAGCGGGCAAAAAGCGGAAGAGGAGGGUGCUCUUCUCCAAGGCACAGACCUACGAGCUGGAGCGGCGCUUUCGGCAGCAGCGCUACCUGUCGGCUCCGGAGCGCGAGCACCUGGCCAGCCUUAUCCGCCUGACUCCCACGCAGGUGAAGAUUUGGUUCCAGAACCACCGCUACAAGAUGAAACGGGCGCGGGCCGAGAAAGGUAUGGAGGUGACCCCCUUGCCCUCCCCGCGCCGGGUGGCCGUGCCCGUCUUAGUCAGGGACGGCAAACCCUGCCACACGCUCAAAGCUCAGGACUUGGCCGCAGCCACCUUCCAGGCCGGCAUCCCCUUCUCCGCCUACAGCGCCCAGUCGCUACAGCAUAUGCAAUAUAAUGCCCAGUACAGCUCCGCCAGCACCCCUCAGUACCCGACAGCGCAUCAUUUGGUGCAAGCUCAGCAGUGGACUUGGUGAGACAGACGCCCUAGCCCUAGAGAGAAAGACUCAAGGCUCCAAAACAAAUCUCACUCCACUGGAGGACACUAUAUUAUUAUUCUAAUUAUUAUUAUGGAGUUUGCUCUUGGCUUUUUUUUUUAAUAGAGGGAAAUGUUCUGAGCUCUUUGGGGUAGGGAACUCCAAUGGCUCGUUCCCUCUCUUUUUUAUUUUGGAGAGAGGGUGUUUGGAGAUCUGGGAGCCGUGUUUACAAAAUUUUUGCGCAGUCCUGCUUACUUGCCACUCCCCUGGGGAGAGGAGGGGGGGAGAGAAAUCGUCGUCGUCUUCUGAAAAACAAACAAACAAACCAACAAACAAAAACUUAGAUAAAUCUCCCUCCACUCAAAUUAAAACCCCUCUGCUCUCGUGUUUUUUUUUUUUUGUAAAGUAUGUUUGUGUGCCGUAGACAUGUUGUCAGUCGUCUUCUAAAGCAAGUGGAGAACAUUUAAAAUAGAGUUUUAUUUCUCCUUUUUAUAAAAAAAAAGAAAGCAAAACAAACUUUAAAUAUUUAUGGCCAUGUACACAGUCUGACAACUGGUAGCAGGUUCUUCUUGCCUUCAUUUCCCUCCCUGUUUUAUAUUUGUUUGUUUGCUUUCUGUUUGGACUUGGGUUUUUGUAAAUAUCGGUGGUGAAUGUUGCCAAAAGUAACCUUCAGGGCGAUCUUUCUCUUCUCCUUCCUUUCCCUUAUCGUACUUUCUUUUUUUUCCCUUCCUUUUUCUUUUUGCCUGGAUGCAAAUAUGUCCCAAAUAUGAAAAAAAAAAAAAGAAAAAAAUGUAGAAGAUCUAACCCCCACCCCCACCCCAAUCCCUUCUCAUAAUUCUCGGGGCCCUGUCCACGGGAAUAUCCAGUUCAGUGGUUGUGUACGACUCCAAAAGGAGCGCUGGGAGAUUUUCGAUUUUUUAUAAGAAUUUUAAUAAAAAUGCUGUGUUUAAAAAAAAGAAAGAAAGAAAGAAAGAAAGAAA